AUGUUUGCCCCCCGAAGAGGUGUUGGAACGAGAGUCUGGGAGCUGUCACCGAUUAUGGUGAUGGCUCAAGCUCGCACCAUCGGGACCCAGGUCGACCCAUCCGACAGCUCACACCGCCAGCUGAUUCCAAUCCAAAUUGCCUUGGGUGUGUUGGCAAGGAAACGUGCGAAACGGUGCUGCGCUCUCAUCAAUUCGAUUGUUCUGACGGCGGAUCUUUCAGUUCUCAAUGGGACAGAGUUGGGAGCACAUCACGCCUUGUUUAUUUCUUUUCUUCUCUUUUUGUCGAAAAGAGUACCUCGGAGUUUGGUCGUCCUUGGCUACUAA
Messenger RNA from Caenorhabditis auriculariae, 324 nucleotides. The record is from the annotation of a GenBank genome assembly. Lineage: Eukaryota; Metazoa; Nematoda; Chromadorea; Rhabditida; Rhabditidae.